Messenger RNA from Xyrauchen texanus (razorback sucker), 1777 nucleotides. RefSeq names its product transmembrane protein 236 (gene tmem236). NCBI's taxonomy places the organism in Eukaryota, Metazoa, Chordata, Actinopteri, Cypriniformes, Catostomidae. The transcript is spliced from 4 exons. Bases 47 to 1102 code for a protein of 351 amino acids. The record is from RefSeq and is a predicted model, not a curated record.
GACAGGUCACUCAUAGAGGGAUUUACUGAAGACUCAAUUUGCCAAGAUGCCUUCAGGGAAGACGGUCAAAUUCAUCCUUAAUGAGGUUCUGCAGUUUGCAUGUCUCUGCAUUCCUGUAUUUGUAGUUAUGGAGCGCUUUGCUUCACUCAUUCGGUCUGUGACGUCGAGCUCCACAGCCUAUUGGCUGGUGGUGGCUGCCUCUGUGGCCUAUGUGGCAUGUGUAACCCUGUUUGUUUGGGUGCCUUUGAAGUACUUCACUCUUAAGACACGACGAUUCUCAGAAGUAACUAACUGGAGACCUGUUACACUUGCAUAUGUGUUGGUCAGCACCUUACCAUGCUUUGCCAUCAUCAUAGCCAGCUCAAAGGUUCAGGUUGAUGCUGGCAUUUGUUAUGACCACUUCACUGAGCUCCCUGUCUCACUGGUCUUGUUCUCCCUCAUUUGUGUGGACAUAGUAGAGAGAAUUCGCCCUCUUCAUCUGACAGGACAGGCAAAUGGAUUAGAGUCAGAAUUUGAGAUGCCGGGCCCAGCGCUGACUCACUUGGAGCAGGUGACAUCAGUGUCUGCACAGCUGCGGGCUAAUGGAGGAGACAGUGGCACAUCUCUGAGGUCACCGGUCUGGAAUGGGUCACCAUCGGGUUACUGGGGUGAUGCAGAUUUGUGCAGCACUUCUCGGGCCAGCAGCGCAGCAUAUCUUUAUUCCUCUCACUCUCACUCUGGUCCUCUGCACUUUCUUUGGAUACGAGACCCUCGUCAUGACCUCUUUGUAGCCAGCUUCAUGUUCUGGUUUGAUACUGUGGAAAUGGUGAGGGUGGCCGGGACACUUUCUGUCUAUUACUCAGGGUGGGUCUUCCCUAUAUACAUACUGGCUUAUAUGGCUGUUCUGCGUGUGGUAAUAACACCCAACAGUCCGUUGCUGGCAUCAUUAAGUAUUUUGUCCCAAGAUUUACCAUUUCUUGUGGUGCGCAUCUGCCUGGUGGUGAUCUUUGGUUAUGUUACUCCCCUACUGUACAUACUAAAGAACAUUCUCGCAACCGCAUCCUUCGUGUACUUCAUCUUUAUGACUAAACUAAAGAUGCUGAAUAGAGGAAGCAUGUUCUGAGGACAUUGUGGAGUCUGGUUUGUGUGGAAAAUGCAGCAGAAGAACGAUUAGGGGUACAAUAUUGAUAAUGUCCUGUAUUUUCAUCUGUAAAUAUGUUUUACUACCAUAUGAAUGUGUAUAAUUGUUGAUUUAUAUUUUACGGAUGGCACAAACAUCUGUUUGUUAUUGUUUCCAGGUAAAGGUUCUGUCGUUCUGUAUUUAUUGAGAAAUAUAUUGGCAAAUGCUGUUUGUGUUCAUAUUUUGACUGAGGCUUUUUUGUGUGUUUUUCUAUGCAUCCAAUUUCUGGCUUAUGUAGUACAUAUACUGCAGUUCCAUACAUCCCCACUGAUCUAAAAUGUUCCUGCCUAAUUUUUAUUUCGAACAUAUAUCAACUUCUUGCACAUGCAUUUGUAUUUAUUUAAAUAUUUAUUGUUGGAUUUCAUUUCAACAUGUGAGUGUAGCUCACGCAAGGAUCAUAUUGACUUAAGAUAAUGCAAAUUCAUCUGACCUGUGUCAUGAAAAACGUAUUGCUUUUUUGUAAAAGGCUUGAUUGUUAAUAAUUUGAUUCUACUCUGACCCAUAUCAUACUACAAAGAGAAGCUUUUCAAAAAUCCCCUUGCAUCUUAUAAAUGAAACCUCAUAUUUCUCAUAUCUUUUUUUUUUUUUUUUUAUUAAAAUACAUUUUUGAAUUAAACA